Messenger RNA from Saccoglossus kowalevskii, 809 nucleotides. Its product is annotated as cyclin-dependent kinase 4 inhibitor C-like. Gene Ontology annotation, cellular component: nucleus. Lineage: Eukaryota; Metazoa; Hemichordata; Enteropneusta; Harrimaniidae. Gene Ontology annotation, molecular function: protein binding. Gene Ontology annotation, biological process: intracellular signal transduction. The record is from RefSeq and is a predicted model, not a curated record.
CUCAAGUCGAUGGACAUUUGAUCUGAAAGCAUGAAUAGAUUUCUUUAUCUGGUAGUAGCGAGAACGUGAAUACUAGGGUUUUAAUAACGGAUUCGACGCCGAGUUCACCGUGCUAUAAAUUAAGACCAUGGUUGCUGGAAAGAUCCGCGAGUUUAAAGAUGUUUGUCUUAUUACAGUAAUGGCCAACGAUGUACAAGAAGAAAGUGAACUAACGCUCAUCGAGGCAGCUGCCAAGGGGCUGGAGGAUCAAGUUCGACGGUUGUUGGAACUAGGAAGUGACGUACACAGACGAAAUAUUUUUGGCAGGACUGCGUUACAGGCGAUGAAUUUCGCGCAUCCGGAAAUUGCCCGGAUGUUAUUACGGCGCGGGGCUGACCCGAACGUCGCAGAUUCGACCGGUAGAGCGCCAAUACACGACGCUGCAGAAGGCGGUUAUGUAAACACGGUACAAGUCUUCGUGGAAUAUGGAGGCGAUCUAACAUUAAGGGAUAAUUGGGGGAAUACUCCGGCGCAUAUAGCUGCCGAUAGUGACAAUUUACAAGCUCUGGAGUUGUUAGUAAAAGGAAGCAACAUUUACAAUCGCAACAAUAGAAAUCAAACAGUUGUAGAUUUGGCAAUAUCAAAACCUCGGGUGUCACAAUUUAUAUCUGAUUAUGCUGAAACUCCCGAGCCACGAAGCCUGAAACACUUGUGUCGCCUAGCCAUCCGAAAAUCUUACGAUGUACGGGUCAAUCAGGUUAAUGUCAGCUGUCGCAGUCUUCCCGCAUCACUAAUCGACUACGUUAUGAUGGGAUAACAGUACAUUGAAU